Messenger RNA from Homarus americanus (American lobster), 2511 nucleotides. Its product is annotated as ionotropic receptor 93a-like. The record is from RefSeq and is a predicted model, not a curated record. The transcript is spliced from 11 exons. Lineage: Eukaryota; Metazoa; Arthropoda; Malacostraca; Decapoda; Nephropidae. Bases 26 to 1969 code for a protein of 647 amino acids. Gene Ontology annotation, cellular component: membrane. Gene Ontology annotation, molecular function: ligand-gated monoatomic ion channel activity.
CCGGUAAGAAGGACGCGUCAGGAAGAUGAAAUGGUGGAGACUGACGAUGGUGCGAGUAAUAGUAAUAAUGGCCAUGGUGAACCUCCUGGUGGCUAACGAUAAGGACAACCACCUCCUACAUUACAGUUGGCAACAAAACGCCGGUGGUGGUGUGGGCGCCGUGCUGGAGGCGGUGUCUCAGCCCACCUGCUCCCUCAUCAUUACAGACGGCACCACCUCAACCUCCACCAUCCUCAAGGAGGAGAGUGUCGUGCGAGGGACCCCUUUGGGUGUGGCGGUGUUCGAGGUGGCGGUGGACGACCAGGAUUCCAAUGUAACACUGACGCUCCUACCCUACCUGCUCCACCAGGCUCGACAGAUGAGGAUGAGGUCUUGGUGCAAGCAAGUGGUGGUGGUGAGUCACGACCCGGUCUUCCUCGCCAACUUUGCCGAGUGGUCCCUCAAGGGCCGCCUCCUGGUGUGGGCCACCAAGCUGCUGGUGGUCACCAGCCUCCCACUCCCGCAGCUCCACGCCCUCCUGUCCUCCCACUGGACCUUCUCCAUGAUGAACACCAUUUUGCUCAACCUGGAGGACACACCACCCAACCUCAGGGCCAGUGUGUAUACCUACCUGCCGUACAGCCCCGAGGGAAAUCAGGCAGUGAAAGUUGCUGCCUGGAAACCGGGAAGUGGCCUCGUUCUCCUCAAGGGUCGCUCUCUUUACUCUCCCAAGUACUCCAACUUCUACGGUGCCAAGGUGAACGUGACCGGCCUGCCGUUCCCGCCGUACUGGGACGCCGUGAAGGGACCUGAUAACACAACACAGUACUCGGGCACUGACUACAUGACCCUGGUGACUGUUGCUGACGCUCUCAACUUCACCGUAUACAUAAUGCCCACCACUUCCUGGGCAGAGGUUACGGGGCUUGUAGAGCAGCGACUGUCCUUCAUGGCCGCGGUGCAUCACACUGUGUUGCUGGCUCGCAUGGAGCGCUUCGACUAUGCUUGGGUACACUUGCAAGGUAGAGCAGAUUUCAGUAUGGCAGACCCAGGCCUCAAACCUCAGUGGCAGUCACUCUACUACCCGCUCUUGGCAGUUGUGUGGGCAGCCAUAGUGCUGACGAUGCUCCUCGCCCCUCUAGCGCUGCUACUGAUUAUUCGUGUGAGCGAGUCGAGGAUGGGUGGAGAAGAGAUCAGUGCACUUGUAGUGGCACUGGACUUAGGAGGAAUUCUUUUAGGUCAGAGUCUUCCACAGCGACUGUGUAAGACCAAUCCCAGUCGUGUGAUGGUGGCGGCAUGGCUGGUGUUCGCCUUUAUCAUCGGGACUGCCUACCGUGGCAACCUCACCGCCUUCCUCAUGCUACCUGAAUUAGCGCCCCGCCCAGAGACAAUUGAAGAGCUCGUCGCUGCUGUAGACAGGAUAACGAUGCCAUCAUAUGGAAAAGACUUCAAGAAGACAUUCAUGCAAUCAGAUUCUCCGGCGUUAAAGAGAAUGGGCCAGCUGAUGCAUAUCGUUAAGUCAACAGAAGUUGGACUACAACAAGCAGUUCAGAGAAAACAAGCGCAUGUGGAUAAUCGACGCUACCAGCAGCUACUGAUAGCCAAGUAUUUCAUCAGAGCGGACGGGACCCAUAAGUUAUACAUUGGCCGGGACGGUCUUUUUCCUACUCAGUCUGCGUUUCCCAUCCCCCACGACGCUCCCUACAAGCCUGCCAUAGACCGCUGCCUCAUGGCCGUCAAAGAGGCCGGACUGUAUGAAAAGUGGGCUGAGGACCUGUUGUUCCAAACCCAAAUGAAGGCCCAAAAGAAGCAGAAGCAGGAAGCCGAGAAAGAAACAGAAUCAGACAACAACAACAGGUCCCUCACCUUCACACACCUCCAGGGAGCCUUCUUGCUCCUCCUUCUUGGCCUCAGUCUCGCUGGACUCACCUUCGUCGUGGAGCCUCUCACGGUGUGGCAUCAACAGCACCAUGGAGGAAAAUCGGAAUAACCAUCAUUCUAGGAGGUACCCUGGAAGGUCAUCCCUCUCCCAAGGGAACCUACGUGUUGAAGGAGCAUCACAGCCAACAGUACGUCCUUUAGUCACCAUAAAUUUACCUUCCUCUGAUUGGGUGGCUCGUAAGUCCACUUCCACACCCAUAGUGCCUCCGCCAACAGAGAAAAAUCCGUCGAUGGCCCCUACAUUGCUUACAACAGGCUUACGUUCCAGGAUGCCCUGGCCAAUUUCACACUUGCGCCCAAGACGUUGGCCAAAGCAGUACUGCUACUGAUAUAAUCCACCUGGGUACCUCCAAGCACCCAGUCUUUGCAAGGGCGACAAUUUUUUGUGUGCCAUGUUAUUAUAUAAAAGACGAAGUUUGUUAGUUCAUGCUUUAUUUUAUCACGAGAUCACACACUGACGGAAGACCAUUCUAAGGUGGUAACUUCUGUAUAUUGUGUAUUUUAGGAUUUUAACCGUAAAGAAAGACAAAAAAAUAGACAUAAUAAUGGCACAAAUAGCGUUGGCACUUGUAAUUAAAUAAUCAAAACCUU